Molecule: messenger RNA, 8396 nt
Organism: Leguminivora glycinivorella
Lineage: Eukaryota; Metazoa; Arthropoda; Insecta; Lepidoptera; Tortricidae
Product: myotubularin-related protein 9
Exons: 10
Coding region: 70-1752 (560 amino acids)
Biological process (GO): negative regulation of autophagy
Source: RefSeq, a predicted model, not a curated record
UCAAAAAGUACUUAUCUUUCUAGACGACAACAAAGCAAGUUCAACAAGUUAUUGUUUUGCUAUAGUAUAAUGGAAUUUAUAGAGCUUAUAUCAAUAAAUAAAUUGGAUGGUGUUAUUUUAAAAUAUCCUCACCAGGAUAACGUAGAUGGAACGGUGUGUAUCACUGGACAUCAUCUCAUUUUGAGUUCACGAAAAGAAGGCGUUCGUGAACUAUGGCUUCUUCAUAGAAACAUAGAUAGCAUUGAAAAAAAGGAAAACAAGCCUGUGAAUGGCAUUAUGCAGGGAGGCUCUUUGUUCCUGAAGUGCAAAGACCUGCGGAUAUUCCAGCUGGAGAUCAGCUCCAGUGCAGAACUGAACAUGCUGGCUCAGACCUUGGAAAAUCUCUCCGGCCUACAAGACCCUAGCCUUUUCUAUCCAUUUUUUUAUAGACAUAUGCACCCAAUUAUGGAAAAUGGGCACACAUUAUACAGUAUAGAGGGUGAAUUCACAAAAGUGUUGGCGACAGAGGAGUGGAGGAUAUCUCGAGUCAAUCAAAACUACACCGUGUGCCCGGCCUACUCAAAGGCGGUGGUGGUGCCGAAAAGUGUAGAUGAUGAUAUUUUAGCUCUGGCUGCUACAUUCAGACAAGGCGGCCGGUUUCCUGUUCUCUCCUAUAGGCACAACAAUGGGGCAGUGUUGGUGCGGGCGGGGCAGCCGCUGUACGGGCCGAAGCACCGGCGCUGCCGGCCCGACGAGGCCAUCCUCAACGCGGUCGUGGGCCCGGGCAUGAAGGGCAUCAUAUACGACCUGAGGAGCACGAAUGCCAUCUCACAGCAGCAGAGUAAAGGCGGCGGCACAGAGAGCAACUCCAACUACUCCCAGUGGAAGAUCUACAACAGGUCGAUGGACGACGUUGACAAUCAGCAGCAGCUACUGGAGAGCUACGCCAAACUUAUUGAAGCCUGCAACGACCGCGAGAUAUCGAGCGACAAGUGGAUAUCGCGGCUGGAGUCGUGCGGCUGGCCGGAGAGCGUGCGCAACGCGUUACACACCGCCUGCAUCGUGGCGCAACACAUACACCAGAAAGCUGAGCCGGUGCUGGUUCACGGCACGCGCGGCGAAGACGCCACGCUGCUCGUGUGUUCGCUGGUGCAGAUUAUACUCAACCCCGACUGCAGGACCAUACGAGGUUUCCAGGCGCUGGUGGAGCGCGAAUGGCUGGCGGCGGGGCACCCGUUCGGCGCGCGGCACCGCUGCGGGCCCUACUCCCCCGCCGCCCGCGCCGCGCCCACCUUCCUGCUGUUACUGGACUGCGUGCGCCAGUUCCUAGAACAGUACCCCUGCAGCUUCGAGUACCGACAGUCCUUCCUCAUCACGCUGUUCGAGCACUCGUAUGCGAGUCAAUUCGGUACCUUCCUCUGUGACAGCGAACAAGAGCGCGAGUACCGCGGCGUGAGCGAGCAGACGACCAGCGUCUGGUCGUGGAUCAACCAGCCAGACGAGCUCUCCGCCUACAUCAACCCGCUGUACGACCCCACGCCGUCCGUCAUCUGGCCCUCCGUGGCGCCCAUGAGCUUCGUCAUAUGGGAGGAGCUGUACCUGCGCUGGUCGGUCCCGCAGUCGACGGAGCAGCGUGAGGAGCAGUACGGCGUGAUCCGCGCGCGCGAGCAGUCGCUCCGCGCGCGUGCGCACGCCCUGCGCCGCGAACUGCUCGACCUGGCUGCGCAGUACUACGCGCCGCAGGACAAGCAGGAACUCCUGCUGCUCAACUAGCUACAGUUGUUAUCACAGCUCGGAGAGGGUACGAGAACUCGCAUACGUGUUUUAUUACAUUGCGGUAUUUGAUGGCUGUGCAAAAUUGUAUGUAACCUCAGAACCCGCAAUGUAACUAAAAUCGCAUGUGAGUUUUGCACGCCGUCUAAAUCAGGCUUUUAGCCUUGUAAUAUGUUCAGGUCAAUUCACAAGAGCUGGCACUAAUGAGGAAAUGAGGCUAGGAAUGUAAAAAUGACCGGUAAAGCUGAAUUUAAACCUGCAUGUUUUGAGACGCAACUAUGGGUAAGAGUGAGUGGCAAAUAUCUGCAUCUCUUUCUUGCAUAUACCUUUGUUUCAAAACUUGCAGGUGUAAAUCCAGCUUAACCCUUCGUCUGUGUUUGAUAAGGAUCCUAACAUAAUAAGGCGUUGGACUUUAAAAUAAUAUAUGAAAGUUAAUUGUUUUAUGGCAAUUUUUUGAUAGACACAGACGAAGGAUUAAGUCAUAUCAAAUUAAAAGGAAAAUAGCUCACCCCGUGUGGCCUAUAAUUAUUAUACGUAGUUUAGGGAAAAGGACCCGUCCACUAAAAAUAGUCAUUCAAAUCAAUUACCAUUUCUUUUUACAGUAAAUUUGAAUUAUAAUAAAGUUUUUUGUGGAUUAGAUCCUUUUCCCUCAACUAUGUCCUAUUGUGUUUCACAGAUCUUUCUACGACCUCUAGUAGGGUAUGAGAGCUCACUUCAACGUCCAAAUUAUUAUUUAGUGGUAUGGAUGCAUAGCUUUUAUAUUACGAGGCGUGAAAUACCCUCGAAGCAGUGCGAACCUUUGCCUUCUUGGGCUAAAACAUUCAAUUAUUACUGUGCCCAUAUAUAGAUGUAACUUUUAUAUUACGCGCAUUACCCAGGGAGGAACAGCUUUAACGGCAAGCCUUCGCGGCUGCAACACUGUUAGCACUGACGGUUCGAGCUUUUAAAAAGCUCAGAAUCGCGAAACACUUCACUUCUAAAGUGAAUGGACUGACCGAUCGAAAUAAACAGUCAUCGUUAGGUUUCGUUGGAUUCUCGUAUCGAAAUCCACAUAUAAAGUACAUAAUUAUAUUAUGUUCAUUUGCUGUGAACAAUAUUCGAGUUGUCACAUUUCGAAUUCAUAGAUAAUUAUCUUUUUCCCUCAAAUCACUAAGUAUUGUUAAAAGCAGAAUAAUAUUUCAAAUAAAAACAAUUUUUAAAGAGACGUAAACACUCAUGAAACAACCUCAUAGUGUCUUUACACGCCUACUUCUGAAUGCAUAUAUAUUUAGGAAAUUAUUAAAUACAUUUUACUGAACACAGUUCGUGUGUAUAGAAUAGUGCGUACAAUUUAUUUACUUAGCAGUUUCAAUGCAGGAUUUAACGCAGCUUGAGUAAAGGUUAGAAAGGUUAUUAAGAAUAUUAUUCUGAAACCUAGGCCUGACGAUGAUGGUAUCUUUACUCUAUACUAGUAUUACUAGUAGUAAUAGUUGAUUGCUCAGUGGGUACAAAUGUAGUGCUAAAUUAUUUUCCUUCGUGUUUUUACGAAAACUCGAACUUGUCAUGCUAGUUUUGUCAACGUUAGUAUGUACUUACUGAGACUGACUGAAAUAAUAUAACACGUUCGUGACUUUCCGUGAAACUACGAAGGAAAAACAUUUCGCACCAUACAUCUGUGGGCAGACACGGGAUCAGGGAUGUCUGGGUCGGAAAGCAGGGACUACAUGCCUAUGUAGUUCGUAGUACGCCUGUACAGGGUUCUGUAAUAGCAAGUAUAGUCAUGCAUAUAGUACAUCUGUCAACCGUUAACAUGAUGCUUAGUCUAAAGACAAUAAAAUAACACAAGCGCGGUGUUACAAAUAUUGGGUUUCUUUUACUAGUUCUUUCGUUUUGAGCAUGUUUCCGUUUAACACUUAACACAUACCUCACAGGUAACACCAAUUUUAAUAAAGUUUUAGAAAUAGGGACAUCGUGUAACUCUUAUGUUACUUAUUGAUAAAAUUAAAGAGUAUAAACACAUAAAUGAAAUGAAACGAAAUGAAAUAUUUAUUUAACAUAAAGAUUUACAGACAAUUAGUUCUAUGGUCCCACACUAGGCGAAGCCUGUCCCGUGGAAACCAAGCAAUUACGGAUUAACAGGCCAUGCGGCUUAGGUUUGAAACAAUGCAAACAAAAAGUACCUAUUCUAAUUAAUUUUAAAACUAUUCUAGUUAAUAUUAAACUAAAAUGAGAUACAAACUGCCUGCUAAAUAAUUAAUGUAAGUAGAUAUUUUAGCUAUGAAGGGUCAAUAGUUUCAUAAAGUUAAAUCCAAUAGAAAUUGCAAAUAAUGUAAACAAACCAAUAAAAUAAGUACCUUCAAUAAUACAUAAUAGGGAACUUGACUGUAGUUAAAAUAAAAUAUUUUAUACCAUGCACGAUGACCGUGACGUCACUCAAUUCGAUUUCAUAUAAAUUCCAUAUUAGCAAGUCGUUCAAAUUCGUUUUGCCAGUUCUUAAAAAGAAGUUGAUUUGACUAGGAGGCAAGUAGCCUAUUUCAUAGUCACGCACAAAGUGAUGAAAAUCAUGAUCUUAUAAUAUACAUAUUUAUAUACCAACAUCAAUGUUUUGUUUAAUGAUUUUGAUAAAUUAGUUUUUAAUCAUAAUGUCUCUGUGAAAACAAGCUUCAUAAAUCAUAAAUUUUGAUAUCAAAAGUCAACUAAAUUGACAUAUUUGUUAACAUUAUUUGCUUUUCCUAUUGACUAAGGUAAACUUUUUUUUCAAUGGAUUCAUUUCUCAGCAAAACUACCAAUUGCAGAUACAGAUAAUAACUUAAUAAGUCAUCAUACACCUUAUUAAAAACUAUUAAGAUCGUCAUUUUUACUUCUGUAAACUGACGUAUCUAGUCGUUCAUUGUACUCUGUCAUGUGUGGAUACACAUGACUGGAUGUCCGAAUUUUUUAUUCUUUAAUAGUGAAGGAAGUGAGUGGUGAUUUCAGGGUUACACCCAUGUUCAAAGUUCCUCAGUUUGACAUACUAUACCACGUUAAUUAUUGAAGUGCUUAAAUAAACAACCUAUAUUAAUCCUACUUUUGUUCUAAUGUAAAGUUUGUACAACGUACGUUUCUUGUUAGUCUGUCAGUAUAUGUAUAUUUUGUUUGUUGUUUGUCCUAGAAAUCAGUCCUAAAUAAGUUAUAAAUGUAUUGUUUUUUUAACUACAUCUAAGCAAAGUAGGUGCUAGUUAUUAUAUAUGAUCUGGCGCCUCCUGUUAUACUCGCGCCUCUCUAAUAAAUGUUUUUGUGCUCAUUAUAAGUUUGUUCCGGCUAUUUAUAAGAAAUAUGAAACUAUAUUAUUCAAUUCGAUCUGAUUGCCAUUUUAGCCCGUCAUACAACUACAGUCGAGUAUGUUAUAACUUGUAAGUUAGGCCUAAAUUAUAUGUCAAAGUUAAUAUUUCCUUAAUUUUAAACAUUUUAAUACCUAGCGUAUUUACUAACGCUUAAAGCCUCGUCAUAUAAAAUAAGUAAUUAGAACUAAUAAGUUUAAUGCGAGGGACAACGCCUUGCAUAUUAUGGUACAAUACAGCUCAUAUUAUUAUUAUUAUGUAAAUGUCUACAUGUAUGUAUAUGAUUAAAAUUAAGUGUAAAUUGAAUACGAGCUUAGUGUAGGUUACAUUUUACAAACUGAGUGGAUUAUGUUCUGAUAUUUGGUACAUUUUGUGCACAAUUAUACUAAAACACACUCAACUUCUCAGUAGAAAAAGGCGUGAAAGUAGGAAUUUUAUGUCAAGUCAAAUCGUCACGCCUUUAUUUCUUUUUUAUAUAAUUGGGCUUACUCAAAGACAUAUGUAACUCCGUAUUAGGCACUGGUCCCACCACUAGCUAGUAAAGCGAUGAGCUAUCGGCUAUUUAUGCGAUAAAAGAUAGUUGCAAAAGAUAGUGUAAACAAAAGAAAGAGAUGUAUUAUAGCUGAGCGAUGAACUAUAAAAUAGUCAAUAGCUCAGCUAUAAUACAUCUGUCACUUUUAUUUACACGGGAGCGGCUAUCUUUUGUCGCACAAAUAGCCGAUAUCUCAUAGUUUGCUAGCUCGCCGUGGGACCAGUGCCUAAAGUCUAAGAAAAAAGCGUACCUCGGAACCACAGAGAAAAAGGUACGGUGGGCUAGAUGGCGAUAACACCUUUGGACUCGAUGGCGCUAAUAAUGAUAUUUGACAUUUUAACACAUAUCAAGCUAAGAAUAUGGGCCAAAUUAUCAAAACUGAGGUUCAAAAGUUUUAAGCCUGUGUCGAGAGAUGGCAGGCUAUGCACUGUGACUACACAUUUUUCUUUGGCAGUAACUCUCUAGAAACUCGAUCCUCUUUGGGCUUACUGAUAGCCACAGACUAGCCGAGGCGAAGACGGCGAAGUUGUUUACCCUUGAUUUUAAUUUGUAGCCUUUUUCUACUGACCAAGUCGCAAGUAGGUAUAUACAUGUCAUGUUGUAAAUUGCUUGUUCCUAAAACGUUUAGUUUCGUGUUUCCAAAACACGAAACUACAAGUAGGUACUCGUAUGGUUUUUUUCAUACAACAAAUAAAGUGUAAUGCUAUGGAUGUAUUUAUAUUAAAUUAAAUAUUUGCUCGUAAUCCAUUUACACUCCUUAGUUCGUAAAUGUUGUACCAAACCAAAUAUCAGUUCUGGUAAGUAUCGAGGGUCAUUCCAGUUUUGGCUACUGUGCCUAGAUUUAUUAAAUAUUGAGCGAUGCUAUUUUCAACUUUAAUAUUAUAGAUAAUAAUAAGUAAUAGGCUAAUAGGUAUACGAUGACCUUAGCCUCUGAAGAAAGAUUAAUCCCUUAAUAUUCACUGUCUCUUCUUCCUCCUACCCUUAUCCCACGUUAUGUGGGGUUGGUACAACAUGUCUUCCUCUUCCAUUCUCCCCUAUCUUUCGUCAUCUCAACACUCACAUCUUUCUUUCUCAUAUCCUCUUUCACACAAUCCAUCCAUCGUUGUUUGGGUUUACCCCUCCCUCUCCAUCCAUCAACAUUCAUUUCCAACAUUCUUUUGCCUAUAUGACACUCAUCCUUAAUAUUCACUGUAUAAUGUUUAAUAUACAUUAUACCUACACAUACCUAUUAUAUCGGCGGAUCGUAAGAUCCAGCAGAUCCUGAAAUCUAUAGGCAUCUAUAUCGUGAAACGUGAAAAUCAUUAACGUAUUUCGGUAAGAUGAAAGCGGGCUGUGAGUGUGGUGUCGAGUAAGAUGUACAAACAUUUGUCAGGAUGUUUACAUUAUGCAACGAAAUUCUGAAAGUGAAGGACUGAUGAAUAUGAAAAACUUUUAUCAUGAUUAGAAUCCACCCGCUUAUAAGCAUUUGAUCAGAUGCUAAGGUCACCCUCUAUGCGUGCUAAUAUGACAAACACCAAGAUAUUUUGUUUUCACUAACGUAAGAAUUGUGAUAAAUAGUCUGUUAGGUACUUAAUUAAGAAAGUAAAUCUAACUAUAAGUAUAAAUUAAUAGGCUUUACUCGUACUCUUAUAUUAUACCCACCAAGCCUGCGUUAUCAGUGUUAUCACAUUAUCCGAUCCGAUAUCGGAUGUGGGUACAUUACAGGCGCCAUGUUGGAUUUUUUUCCAUUGAAAUCCCUCCGACGUCCGAUAUCGGAUGGGAUAAUGUGAAAACGGACUAACAAGCCUAAGUGACCAUUAUACAUUUUGAGGGGUAAAUGUGACUAGCCUUCACAUUUCCACCAUGAGGCCCUGCCGUGGAAAACAUUAAAAUUUUGUUAUUUGCUUUUGUAGACAUUUGAAAGUUAACAAUUUUCCGGUAUAUAUUAACAGGGCCCCGAAGGGUCCAAUGUGAAGGCCAGCUAACAUAACACUGUCCUACUCAUCAUUUUCUCCAAUAAACUCCCAAGUUGAAAAUGAUUUUCUGUCACUUGGCACUGGUCCCAUCGCGAGCUAGUAAGCUAUGAGCUAUCGGAUAUAAAAACGAACAAAGAUAAGCACUCCCGUGCAAAUUAAAGAGACACGGCGAUAUUGAUAGCUCACCGCUGGGCGAGUACCUAUAAACAUCCCCGUGUCUCUUUUAUUUACGCGGGAGUGAUUAUCUUUUGUUCGUUUUUAUAGCCGAUAGCUCAUAGCUUACUAAGCUCGCGGUGGGACCAGUGCCUUGGGGUUGUUAUGCAUAGUGGGCCAGUAUUACAAUUGGCACGAGGCACUAAAUAGACGUUCUGUAAGGCAAUUGUAACUAUCUAUUGUAAGCGGACGUAGAGUGGAAGAGAGAACCUGCUAUCAUACUGAUGUGCCGACGGAAAAAAAUUAAAAUUUCACGAGAAAUAUAGUAAAUUUAAAUAGAUAAGUAUAUGAAAUGGAAAGUUUCAAUCUCCAUACAAAAAUGAGGAAAGUACAGAUUUUUUUGUUAUCUUGAAAAUUUCGCAAUUUUGGAAAGUUUCCGCCGCGUCGGCACAUUAGAAUCCUAUAGAUACAUGACAUUUAUAUGAUAGCAGGUUUUCACUGCGAACUUAUUUUUUUGUGCAAUCUGAAUUUCUACCUAAUUUUAAGAAUUUCCGAAUUGUCAUAAUUAUUUUUUUGAUUAAGAUAUGAUAUUUAUGUGUACCAUACGGAAGAUAUAAUGUAUGAAUAUACUGGAGCAAAUGUAAUGUUACUAGAUGUCAAUUUUUAUAUAAAUGAAUUUAUUUGUUGGUCAAUUAUACAUUGCGC